GCGAGGUUGGUCGCAGGCGGCGGAAGUUGACAACGACGAUGAUUUCAUGACGGAGGACGAUCAAGGCGAGGCGACGGCGUCUGCAUGACGGGAGAGUGCCAGGCAGCGUACAACGGAUCAGAGCGCUUCGAAGAGGAUGUCAAACCCUCCGCCGGAGGCGCAGCAGCUGCGUAUCCGCGAAACGUGGAAAGAGAAGGGUGUUGUGGUGGACCUUGGCGGCGAAGACGACGAGCCUUUGGAGAGACGUCGCCUGCGCAGUGCGACACAAGCGACCACAGCGGCGGUGUCGACAGCUCGCGCUGCGGACGACGAAAGGCCGAUCACAGGUGCACUGCCCUGCACGCCGUCUCUACCGCGUCAGCGCAACGACGGUGGUGACGGUGCGUCUCGCCAACGAGGUGGUGGGGGGGGAGUCGUGGCAGACGCGCGUGCAGCAGGAGGGGAGGCGGCAGGUGGCGCGGGUGUGGCUGUUGCAGGUGUUGUCCCUCCCGUUCCGGCGGCAAGAGAGGAGGCUACAGUUCCAGCGACGGUGAGAGAGGAGGGUCGUGGACAGAACACGAACCAACGCGACGGCGGCGAGGCCGCUUCAAGCCGGGCACGCAGGGGACACGAGGGUGGCGAGGAUCGCAGACCAAUCACAGCUCCAGCAGGCGAUCUCCCGUGCAGCGUCCACGGCUGGGUUUUCAAGUACGGGAACCGCCCAAGGGGGUACAACCUUGCGUUCCAGUACUCGUUGGAGUCCAUAGCGACGGACAUUGCGCGUGCAAUGUGGUACGACGAGGAGUGGCGCAACGUCGUCAGCGUGCUGAUCUGCGCCCGCACGAUAGAUGUUAACAUGGACCUUCCACUGUGGUACGACGGUGCGAAUAUCGAGGACAGACCUGAGGACGACGACAUGGCUGUGUACCAGGAGUCCACCGUCAUCAGCAUCGCGCAUUCGUUCCGCGUAGCGGUGCAAAUGGGCGCUCACAUCGACGGCGAUUUCAUCUCCUACGAGCGUCUAUGUCGGGUGGCUGACUGUUUCAGGUUGUUGCUGGCGGCGUCCAUGUGGAUUACCCGCAUGGCGGGAGACGAUCCGCGCAGUCACUACGAAGUGUUUUACUUUGCGGAUCUGUCGUCCGCGCCGCGAACGUCGUCACGGAGAGGCUUGGGAAGGCGAAAGUCACGCUUGGAGUGUACCCCAACGACAUCCCUGAUUGGGCACCAUGCGACAUCGGAUUUGCGCACGACGCGACUAUCGGGGGCCCGGAGGAUGCGAAGAGGCUAGAUUGGCUGGGUUCGGGCCCCGCCGAUGAUGACAUCAAAGGCGAAGGAAAAGACGACGCAUAAGGCAGGCUGGUAUGCUGGGGGAGAGCGGGGAGACAGCGAUUCUAAGAACGAAGGCGCAUGUACGCGUGGCGAGACGUG
Molecule: messenger RNA, 1407 nt
Organism: Chara braunii
Lineage: Eukaryota; Viridiplantae; Streptophyta; Charophyceae; Charales; Characeae
Source: the annotation of a GenBank genome assembly